AUGCUAAGCGUCCUUCUAUACGCCUUGCUGUUCACCUCCACAGAUGCCAUCAAAUGUUUCAGUUGUGCCAGUAAUAAUAUGAAGGAGAACUUUCUUACCAAACAACGAGGUCCCGCCGGAAGGAUUCAGCUACCCAGGACAUUUAGUGACGACUGUAAUGGUAGCACCAAUAUUAUUAGGGACCGCAGUGCAGACGAUUGUGGCGCCGGUGGGGUUUGUGUGAAAUGGACGCAAAUUGUGAAUAAUUCAGGCGCCCCGAGUCAAAUGACUUUCCGUGGAUGCUACAAUAAAAUGUUCAAUCUGAAUGAUCCCGCUGUGUUCAAACCACCGAAUCACUCGUUUUGCACACAUUCUGAAGUGGAUUUGGCAUGUUUGUCAGACGCGUCGAUAAUCGAGGACACUUGCUGGUGCACCGGGGAUUCAUGUAAUGGAUCAUCGACUAGUUUUCAUUUAUUGUUAAUUUCCGCUUUAAUUUGUAUAUUUUUCACGGUUUUCUAUUAA
Molecule: messenger RNA, 501 nt
Organism: Caenorhabditis remanei
Lineage: Eukaryota; Metazoa; Nematoda; Chromadorea; Rhabditida; Rhabditidae
Exons: 4
Coding region: 1-501 (166 amino acids)
Biological process (GO): olfactory behavior; response to odorant
Cellular component (GO): extrinsic component of plasma membrane; neuronal cell body; axon
Source: RefSeq, a predicted model, not a curated record